GGAGAAAGUAAAUAGAAGUUCACCCAGCUCUCACCUAUCUCUAUCAAGAUAAUUCUAGAGGAUUCUUUAUUUCCAUUUGUUCAAGCCCUUCCUAGACAGAACUGAACAUCCAUGUCGAGACUUGCAGAAAUCACCGCAUUUUCAAAAUAGCAUCAAAAGAAACACAACCGAAAACAAAAUACAGGAGGGGGUUUCAAAAAGGGGGAUAAAACAAAUUUGCCCAAAUUUCAACACCCCAAAAAGAAAACCAACCAUGGCACCAAGCCAACUCAGCAUCGCAACUGGCUCCGUCUCCCGGCUCGUCAAGGAGGAGAGCUACUACCGCAAGGAGCUCGCGCAGCAAAAGGAGAAACUCGCCCAGGAGAAGCAGUCACUGGGCCCAGACGCGGAUUACAAUGACAACUUCAUGAUUAAGCAGAUGGAAACGGCUAUACAAGAGACUGAGAGAGUCUUUGCACCGCUGCGGGUCAAGAUCGAUGAGGCUGUGCGGAAGCUUGAGGAGCAGCUCGCGCUGAGCGAGAGCAAUGAGCACACGUCCGAGGAGGACCUGAAGAAAGCCAACGAGGCUCUCGAGUCGGCAAAGACGCUGCAGACGCUGCAGAAUGGGGCUGAGGUUGCCGAGUGAAGAGUGUUUUUGGGAGGGAGUCGAGCAUGACAUGCUUUUUUUUUUAUUUUUUUUUAUUUUUUUUUUAAUCAAGGGGCAACUACAAAGAAUGUUAAUAGCUG
Messenger RNA from Pyricularia grisea, 726 nucleotides. RefSeq lists its product as uncharacterized. The coding region runs from base 254 to 625 and encodes 123 amino acids. Lineage: Eukaryota; Fungi; Ascomycota; Sordariomycetes; Magnaporthales; Pyriculariaceae. Gene Ontology annotation, cellular component: cytosol; microtubule cytoskeleton. The transcript is spliced from 2 exons. The record is from RefSeq and is a predicted model, not a curated record. Gene Ontology annotation, molecular function: beta-tubulin binding. Gene Ontology annotation, biological process: post-chaperonin tubulin folding pathway; tubulin complex assembly.